AUGUCGCUAUAUAAAUUGAAGGGCCUAUGGCUCAAAUUGGACACUAUGCAUCUACCAGUCAUUGUGCUAUUUAGCGCGGCAUUUUAUGUACCGUGUCUCCCAUACAGUAUAAGCUACACGGACUGCGGUUCAGUCGAUAUCACUGUGAUAUCAGUAAGCAUUGAACCUUGCGACCGUGAACCUUGCACGCUCAUCAGGGGAACAACUGUUUCCGUCGUAAUCAGAUUCAUGGCGCUUGAAAGAAUAUAUGCUGGAGGAUCCACUAUCCAAGGUGUAUUUCCUGCUGGACCAAUACGGGUACCCUUGCAGGUUAACGGUGUUUGCGCCCAAUUGGUUCCACCAUGUCCCAUAGAAGUCGGGGAAGUGUACACCUACGAAGUCACAGACCGGGUGCCGGACACCCUUCCGCCGGGCUUACUGACGAUACGGUGGGAACUGCUGAAUGACAAUGGCACACCGUUUCUCUGCAUUGAGUUUCCCGUGGUGGUUGCAGUUGCCGCAAAGUGA
Molecule: messenger RNA, 507 nt
Organism: Opisthorchis viverrini
Lineage: Eukaryota; Metazoa; Platyhelminthes; Trematoda; Opisthorchiida; Opisthorchiidae
Exons: 4
Coding region: 1-507 (168 amino acids)
Biological process (GO): sterol transport
Molecular function (GO): sterol binding
Source: RefSeq, a predicted model, not a curated record